This is a messenger RNA of Pestalotiopsis fici W106-1, 771 nucleotides long. RefSeq lists its product as uncharacterized. The transcript has 5 exons. Gene Ontology annotation, molecular function: oxidoreductase activity, acting on the CH-OH group of donors, NAD or NADP as acceptor. Bases 1 to 771 code for a protein of 256 amino acids. The record is from RefSeq and is a predicted model, not a curated record. NCBI's taxonomy places the organism in Eukaryota, Fungi, Ascomycota, Sordariomycetes, Amphisphaeriales, Sporocadaceae.
AUGCGCAGCCUCCUCAACAAGCACGCCGUCAUCACAGGUGGUAGCCGGGGCAUUGGGUUGGCCAUUGCUCACCGGUUCGCCGCCGAGGGCGCAUCAGUCACCCUCGUCGGUCGUGACGAGGGCCGGCUGCGCUCAGCCCUGGACAGUCUCUCUGCGUCUUCUCCAGAGCACAAGGGCGAGACGACGCAGCCGUCGGUCCCGCACGGCCUUCACGCUUUUGACGUGGGCGAGAUCCAAGGCUGGGGUGAACUGACCAAUAAGUUGAAAGAGUCCAAAAGACCAGUCGAUAUACUCGUCAAUGCAGCUGGCGUAACCCAGGACUCGCUUCUUUUCAGGGGCGAAUUUCACAAGUAUCAACAAAUCAUCAACACCAAUCUCAUGGGCACCAUACAGGGCUGCGGGGCCAUCAGUAACUGGAUGAUCAGGCAAAAGACCAAAGGAUGUAUCAUUAAUGUUUCGAGCCUGCUGGCCAUCAAGGGCGGACGUGGAGCCAGUGUCUAUGCAGCCUCGAAAGCAGGAAUUGUUGGUCUAACACGAUCUUUGGCCACAGAGAUUGGCCAAUUCGGCAUCCGAGUCAAUGUCCUGCUGCCUGGGUAUAUUCAGACCGAAAUGACACAAACGUUAGACCAGAAGGGCAAUCUCUCUACUUCCAUUCCCUUGGGGCGUUUCGGGACAACCGAGGAAGUGGCAGAUGCCGCAGCCUUUCUGGCCAAGAACCCAUAUGCACACAACACCGUCUUGAAUUUGGACGGCGGAUUGAGUGCUACAUAG